GCUAAACAUUGCGCAGGCGCGUUAGGUCCCAGUAGCUAUGCGUGUGCUUGUGGGUGGCGGGACAGGCUUCAUUGGGACAGCCCUAACCAAGCUGCUGAAUGCCAGGGGCCACGAAGUGACGUUCGUCUCCCGACAGCCCGGACCCGGCCGGAUCACGUGGGACGAGCUCGCUACUUCCGGGCUGCCGAGCUGCGAUGCCGCCGUCAACCUGGCCGGAGAGAACAUCCUCAACCCUCUCCGAAGAUGGAAUGAAACCUUCCAAAAAGAGGUUCUCAGCAGCCGCCUGGAGACCACCCAACUGCUGGCUAAAGCCAUCACCAAAGCCCCACAACCUCCCAAGGUGUGGGUCUUAGUCACAGGUGUAGCUUACUACCAGCCCAGUCUGACUGCAGAGUAUGAUGAAGACAGCCCAGGAGGGGACUUUGACUUUUUCUCCAACCUUGUAACCAAAUGGGAAGCUGCAGCCAGGCUUCCUGGAGAUUCUACACGCCAAGUGGUGGUACGCUCAGGGGUUGUGCUGGGCCGUGGGGGUGGUGCCAUCGGCCACAUGCUGCUGCCCUUUCGCCUGGGCCUCGGGGGCCCCAUCGGCUCAGGCCAACAGUUCUUCCCCUGGAUACACAUCAAGGACCUGGCAGGAAUCCUGACCCAUGCUCUUGAAGCAAACCACGUGCACGGGGUCCUGAAUGGAGUGGCUCCAUCCUCCGCCACUAAUGCUGAGUUUGCCCAGACCUUGGGUGCUGCCCUGGGCCGCCCAGCCUUUAUCCCUCUCCCCAGCACUGUGGUGCAAGCUGUCUUUGGGCGAGAGCGUGCCAUCAUGCUGCUGGAGGGCCAGAAGGUGACCCCACGGCGAACACUGGCCACUGGCUACCAGUAUUCCUUCCCAGAGCUAGGGGCUGCCUUGAAGGAAGUCAUAGCCUAAGUAUGUCAUGGCAAUGGCCUGAGGCCUGUCCCUCACAGGCUUCCAGGUUAAACACUGUGAACAGGCUCAGCUCCUCUGGAGAGCUGAAGCCAACUGGUUCUUAGAUUCCUUCCCCAGUCCUUUUCCUUCCCAUUGUUCUGUUGCUCCACUUUAUUGUCUCAAGACUGUAAUCUCAUCAGGUUGGUACCUUAGUCUUUUCGACUCAUUGUAAUAUUUCCCAGUUUGGUUUCUCUGUAUGUCCUGCUGCUGCCCCACUUCUCCUUUAUGCUGUGCAGAGAAUGCUCUGCAGUUUAGGCAAUAAAUUAUCUCACUAA
Molecule: messenger RNA, 1233 nt
Organism: Saimiri boliviensis boliviensis (Bolivian squirrel monkey)
Lineage: Eukaryota; Metazoa; Chordata; Mammalia; Primates; Cebidae
Gene: SDR39U1
Product: short chain dehydrogenase/reductase family 39U member 1
Source: RefSeq, a predicted model, not a curated record